This is a messenger RNA of Aplosporella prunicola CBS 121167, 810 nucleotides long. RefSeq lists its product as uncharacterized. The transcript has 6 exons. NCBI's taxonomy places the organism in Eukaryota, Fungi, Ascomycota, Dothideomycetes, Botryosphaeriales, Aplosporellaceae. The coding region runs from base 69 to 620 and encodes 183 amino acids. Gene Ontology annotation, molecular function: peptidyl-prolyl cis-trans isomerase activity. The record is from RefSeq and is a predicted model, not a curated record.
CUUCGUCAAUCGCGCUUCGCAGCAAAAGCAGAUGCGAAGGAAGGCGUGCUGUGGGAUGGAUGCAACGAAUGCCCGCGCGUGGGCUUGAGCUCCUCCGCCCACGGCCUUCUGACGUCUCCCAUCCCAUAAAAAGCUCCCUCUCCGCCCUGCUCCUGCUCCACCACAUCUGCCAUCUGCAUCCCGCCGCCACCGCGUUCCUGCAACCCCACCAUCUCUCCGAAUCGUGCACAGCUGCCGCAAUGGGUGUCGAAAAGAAGGUCAUCAACCCCGGCAACGGCGUCGACUUGCCCCAGAAGGGUGACGACGUCACCAUGGAGUACACGGGGUACCUCUACGACAGUGCCCAGGCCGCCAACGACUUCAAGGGCAAGAAGUUUGACUCUUCCGUCGGACGUGGUGACUUUGUCACCAAGAUUGGCCAGGGUCGCGUCAUCAAAGGCUGGGAUGAGGGCAUUCUGGGAACCUCAAGCCAGGAGGGCAUGUCGUUAGGCGAGAAGGCCACUCUGACCAUCUCGAGUGACUUCGGAUACGGUAGCCGUGGUUUUCCCGGUCAUAUUCCUCCCAACGCGAGCUUGGUGUUUGACGUCGAGCUUAAGGCCAUCAACGGAAAGACCGCUUAAGCAACUCGCAAUCCAUCAAACAGCCUAAAACCCGGGGAAAAUCUGGCAUGUUAUUGUGUGAUAAUUACGUGGCACCAACUCUGGAGAUUCCUGUCCACUGUGGGGCUGUCUGUAUUAAAAGUCAACUCGUUUGCUACACUCCCUUAGAAAUCACAUUUGGUGUCUGCAAAAUGCGGACAUUUAUCAGCUU